Molecule: messenger RNA, 984 nt
Organism: Euleptes europaea (tarantolino)
Lineage: Eukaryota; Metazoa; Chordata; Lepidosauria; Squamata; Sphaerodactylidae
Product: protein SCO2 homolog, mitochondrial-like
Exons: 1
Coding region: 1-984 (327 amino acids)
Biological process (GO): mitochondrial respiratory chain complex IV assembly
Source: RefSeq, a predicted model, not a curated record
AUGCUCCGAUCCUUUGCCAGCCCGCACCUUUGGCAGGUCCCUCCUGGUGUGGCGCUCCGCAGCUGCCUCUCGGGGGGACCCUGGGCUCUCUGUGAACAACCUAGGAGGUAUCCGGCUCCCCCCUCCUGCCGCAGCCAAUUUGCACCCAGCACAGGGUGGCAGGUGCUGGCCUCAAAGGCCAAGGAAGUCAGCCAUGCCAGUGUUUCCACCCGAGCUUGUGGAACAGCCCAGGACAUCCUCCCCGGAGGAAGAGGGGCCUCAUACCGUAUCAGGCCAGGGUGGGGCAGAGUCGGCUUGAGGCCUUUCUCCCAGGGUCCCCCGCAGAACCCCGGCUCCGGCCCCCACAUCCCGCUGCGGACUCGGUUGCUCGUCACCCUCCUCUUUGGGGGUGGGAUCCUGGCGGCCUGGCUGUACGUGCGGAGGGAGAAGGAACAGCAGGAGAAGCUGAGGCGCAUUGAGGAGCUGAGGAAAGUGGCUGUGGGGCAAGGGGACUUCCGGCUGGUGGACCACACAGGGCGGCCCCGCUCCAAGGCCGACUUCCGGGGCAGCUGGGUGCUCCUCUACUUUGGCUUCACCCACUGCCCGGACAUCUGCCCGGAGGAGCUGGAGAAGAUGAGCCAGGUGGUGGAGCUGCUGGACCGGGAGGUGCGGCUCCCCCGGCUCCAGCCUGUUUUCGUCACGGUGGACCCCGAGCGGGACGACGUGGAGGCCGUGGCCAAGUACGUGCGGGAGUUCCACCCGCGCCUCCUGGGGCUGACGGGCACCCCCGAGCAGGUGCGCGAGGCCGGGCGGGCCUACCGGGUCUACUACAGCGCCGGGCCCAAAGACGAAGACGACGACUACAUCGUGGACCACACGGUGAUCCUCUACCUGCUGGCCCCCGAUGGGCUCUUUGUGGACUAUUACGGCCGCAGCAAGACUGACGCCCAGAUUGCGCAAAGCAUCAAGGGCCACAUGGAGACCUACCAGAGCCUCCUGAGCUAA